Acanthamoeba castellanii str. Neff is the source of this 819-nucleotide messenger RNA. RefSeq lists its product as uncharacterized. The transcript is spliced from 4 exons. NCBI's taxonomy places the organism in Eukaryota, Discosea, Longamoebia, Acanthamoebidae. The record is from RefSeq and is a predicted model, not a curated record. The coding region runs from base 1 to 819 and encodes 272 amino acids.
AUGCACUUGUCCCUGCUAGAAGAAGGGUCACUUCCCUGCUUGGCUCUGUUGUUCAUUCUGGGCGCCAUUGUCUUCCGCUUCCUCCGCGAAGAGCCCGAGCCGAAAACAUCAGAUGUUAUCGACCGUGGCGACUCUUCGACCGCGUGCUCCUUAAGCCCCUUCUGCGAGAAGCUCGAACUGUUCCUGCGCAUGGCAGCCCUGGACUUCAAGGCCAUCGACGGAAAUGUGGUCACCGCGCCCAAGGCUAAGCUGCCUAUGAUCGAGCACGGCGAGAAUCUGGUGCCUGAUUCCGAGCUGGCCAUCCGCUAUCUCAUCAACACCUUUGGAGAGAACAAAACACACCUCGGCCGCAUCCGCAUCAAGCUGACCCCCGAGGAGCAGGCACGCUCCGUUUUGUUGACCAACGUGACCAACGACUCCCUCUACCAGCUGCUCCUGCAUGCGAGAUGGGUGGACCUCUCGGUUUGGAACGUCGUCAAGGGUCUCUACUUCGGCGACCUUCCUCUCCCGUUCCGCCUUUUGAUCGUUCCGUCCAUCCGCCGAAAUAUGGUAGGGUGGUUGUGGGGCCACGGCUACUCACGCUACUCCCAGAAGGACAGAGUAUGGUUAGCCCGACGCGAAAUCGACGCCCUGGCCACCAUUCUGGGCGACCACCCCUACUUCAACGGCGACGAGCCCACUCCUGUGGACGCUGCCGUCUUCGGCAUCCUCGACAACUGCAUCUACGGCAUCGGCUCCGUUUACGGCAUUCGCGACCACGUUCAAACCAAGAAGAACCUCGUCGCCUUCGUGGAGGGCAUCCGCCAAGAGUUUUUCUAG